AUGGAAAUAGAAUUUCUAUAAGCUAGGUAAUUUUAAUUGAAUUUCAUCUCAAACUCAAAUAAUGAUGACUUUAUUGGAAUAAACUUUUAGGAUAAAAAACCAAGUUUGAUUUUCUCCUUAUUUUAUUAGUUAUUCAAAGUAAUAUGUAGAGGUAGUAUCUCGAAUUAGUUUUAUAUAAUAAGAAGGCAAUAAAAAUAAUCAAUAUGAGAAUUGA
Molecule: messenger RNA, 214 nt
Organism: Paramecium octaurelia
Lineage: Eukaryota; Ciliophora; Oligohymenophorea; Peniculida; Parameciidae
Source: the annotation of a GenBank genome assembly